AUGCAAACCCUUGUGGGAUCAGCAAGAAUCUGGUUUAAUGACUUACCUGCUCGAAGCAUUCGAAACUUCGACGAUCUUAGCAAGGGGUUCCUAGCCAAUUUCUCCCAACAAAUGCGGUAUGUCAAAGAUGCUACAGUGAUCUUCCAGAUCAAGCAAAGAGAUGAUGAAACCCUCCGAGAAUUCAUAGAAAGGUACAAGAUGGAAGGUCUAACCUAUGUGGGAGCAGAUGAGAAAAUGAGGGUGGCCGGUUUUAUGAAUGCCAUCACAUCUAAAUACCUCACAAUGGAUUUUAACAAAUCUCUCCCCAAGACCUUGGAAGAAGCUCUCGAAAGGGCUGAGGCCCACAUUCGAGGGGAAGAGGCAGUAGAUAUCAAAGAACAAAGAAAAAGAGGAAACAGCUGGUGA
Molecule: messenger RNA, 405 nt
Organism: Helianthus annuus (common sunflower)
Lineage: Eukaryota; Viridiplantae; Streptophyta; Magnoliopsida; Asterales; Asteraceae
Exons: 1
Coding region: 1-405 (134 amino acids)
Source: RefSeq, a predicted model, not a curated record